AUGGCUGCUGAUGUCAGCUCCAUCGCACGGUUACUAAGCGGUCACAAAGAUGAUCGAACGGUGGCUAAAGAAUCCUCCGGAACGAAAACUACGGCGGCACCGAUGACUCGGGAUCUUCUUGGAAGCGGCAGAGGAGGAGGUGAUAGGUCACUGGAGCUUGACCUUGACCUUCAAGUUCCCACCGGCUGGGAGAAACGUCUCGAUUUGAAGUCAGGGAAAGUUUAUUUGCAACGAUGCUCAUCGUUUUUAACCAAUCAAACAGUACCGACGUUUCAAGAUUUGAAUAUUCCUCUGAGUCCAUGCAACUCUCAAACGAAGCCAUUGCUAAACCUCUUCGACGACACCACGCCAUCUCUUUCCGACCAUCCUAUCUAUUUAUCGCCGAACCGUAGUUUCCAGAGCGUCUGCAAGCUAGACAAGGUUAAAUCAGCUCUAGAGAGAGUAGAAAGAGAUCCGGUUAUGUUAAAGAAACGGCAAUCGCCGGACGACGAUCAUAAUAAUCAUAAGGUGACGACGGAGAUUAAUGGGUCACCGGUGGCGGCAGGAUGUCCCGGAUGUUUGUCUUACGUUCUGGUGACGAAGAACAACCCUAGAUGUCCGAGAUGCGAUACCAUUGUUUCUUUGCCUUCAAAUUCUAAGAAGUCUAGGAUUGAUCUCAACAUAUCAAUCUGA
Messenger RNA from Eruca vesicaria subsp. sativa (arugula), 672 nucleotides. The record is from the annotation of a GenBank genome assembly. Lineage: Eukaryota; Viridiplantae; Streptophyta; Magnoliopsida; Brassicales; Brassicaceae.